Messenger RNA from Aspergillus campestris IBT 28561, 1115 nucleotides. Its product is annotated as flavodoxin family protein. The record is from RefSeq and is a predicted model, not a curated record. NCBI's taxonomy places the organism in Eukaryota, Fungi, Ascomycota, Eurotiomycetes, Eurotiales, Aspergillaceae. Gene Ontology annotation, molecular function: oxidoreductase activity. The coding region runs from base 139 to 1101 and encodes 320 amino acids. The transcript has a single exon.
CUCACCCCUGACCUACUAGUAAGAUGGGUAAUGUCUAAAUACUGUAUGCGUCCGUAUUGCAUUUCUCGGGACCGAAAUUGUUUACCUACGUCAGUGAGACCAACAUAGCAGUUUGGUCCUGCAAUUCUACCCUCCAAUAUGAGAUUUCUAGGCCUCAGCGGUGGCUUCCCCGGGGGAAACACAGAGCAAGCUCUCCUCGCUGCCCUCCGAGCCGCCCAAACUGCGGCGACAACGCCAGCGACCAUUUCCCUGGUCCGUCUCAAGGAACUGUCAAUCGGUUCCGAAGCCCUAGAUGGCCACCUUCCUCUCCCCGUAGUGGGAAAGUCGAAUCCGACCUCUGGGCCAGUCGUCGACGACCGUCCAUUCAUCCUCGACCAGAUCAUGGAAGCCGACGCCAUCAUCCUCGGUGCUCCCUGCAUAACGCGCACCAUCCCAUGGGAAGUCAAAUGCUUCCAAGACAGCACGCUCGGUCCAUUUCAAGACGUGACCAUGGCAAAAAGACUAGUUGACGCAGGCAAAGGUCAUCUAGUCGACCAACGCAUCUUCAAGCCGAGAGUCAUCGCCCUGGUGACACUGGGCGGUGCUUCUACGACCGAGUGGGCACCGUUCACCCUUCCUCUGCUACAUCAGGUGUUUUUUCCUCUGGGCGCCCAGAUCGUCGACCAGAUGCAGGUUUUCGGCGUGGGCGUCCCGAAUAGUCUGGUAUCAAAUGGCGAAGCGGUAGCUAGGGCUGAGGAACUAGGCAGGAAUUUGGCGCAGCAGGCCCAUGCGAUGACGGAGGAGGGGGCGAGAUAUGUCGGUCCCCGGGGCAAGUGCCCGGUUUGCCAUUUGAGUAUGUUCAAUUUUGUCGGCCAAGAUGCUGUUGACUGCGCUACUUGCGGGGCGAAGGGUAGGAUGGGUUUCGGUGAGGAUGGACAUGUUGAAUUUGUGACUAAUGCCGAGGGCGAGAGCUUCUCUAUACUCAGGCGGUCGGGAUUGGAGAAGCAUUUGCAGGACCUCGAGCAAGGAGUUCAAGUGCAAGAGGUUUCUGUUAAAGUGUCAGACAUCAAAGAAGAGUUACUGAAGCUGGGUCAGAGCUGGGUCGUUGCGCCGCCGAGCUGAGCUACAAGAUAAAU